Messenger RNA from Tachysurus vachellii, 1666 nucleotides. It is a transcript of the gene prelid1b, whose product is annotated as PRELI domain containing 1b. Gene Ontology annotation, molecular function: phosphatidic acid transfer activity. Gene Ontology annotation, biological process: phospholipid transport. Gene Ontology annotation, cellular component: mitochondrial intermembrane space. The record is from RefSeq and is a predicted model, not a curated record. The transcript has 6 exons. Lineage: Eukaryota; Metazoa; Chordata; Actinopteri; Siluriformes; Bagridae. The coding region runs from base 157 to 774 and encodes 205 amino acids.
ACAUAAAUAAUGCAUAAUGCGGUUGAUGUCAGACUGCAAGUCAGACUCGCUUUGUAUAGCACGGAAAAGUUCAGUCCACACUUCCAGCAUCCAUAAAGACUGAUGAUCAUUACAAAGAGAAGAUGAUGCACUAAAGCGUCGCGUUAAAUCUGAGUGAUGGGGAAGUAUUUCUUCAGUGAGACAGACAUCAGGAGCACGUGGGAGCAGGUUCUGUCUGCGUUCUGGCAGAGAUACCCGAAUCCAUACAGUACUCAUGUUUUGACAGAAGAUGUGAUCUUUCGUGAGGUGACUCCAGAUAACGUUCUCCUUUCCCGACGUCUCUUCACAAAGACCAAUCGGCUGCCUCGGUGGGCGGAGCUAAUCUUCCCCGGCAACCUAUCACGGUCUGUUUACAUUGUAGAAGACUCUGUUGUCGACCCCAGCAACAGACAGCUCACUACGCUAACCUGGAACUUAAACCAUUCCAAAUUAAUGACAGUGGUGGAGCGAUGUGUGUUUCAUGGUGUGGAGGAGACCUCUGUAUGGACUCAUCUCACAAGAGAAGCCUGGAUCUCAUCAGGAGUGUUUGGUCUGUCCAGGCCUAUACAGGAGUUUGGCUUGUCCAGGUUCAGGAGUAAUCAGAUAAAGUCUAUGAAGGGUCUUGAACAUGCGCUGUCUAAACUACAGAAAUCAGCAGCUCAGGGUCACAAUGCCGACGCGUCUAAAGAUUCCCCGAAGAAGACAGAGAACCUGACGGCUUCUACCGGUUCACAAAAGCCGCAACAAUAUGCCUGAAAAAUCCUUUUCUCAUCUCCAGCAAACUCAAAGGUUUUAAUGAUGUGUUAAUGUCCAAGAAAUAAACCUUUAACCUUCAGCUACAUGUGGAGCAAAUAGGAAAGUGAGUGGAGUAGGAAAGUGAAUAGUAAUGAAGUGAAGGGAAAGGACGAUAAUCUAGGGUUAGUGGUCUAAUAAAGUGCUGUGAGCUGAGAAACUGACCAACAUUAAGAUUAGAUUGAGAAGACAUAAGUUAUUUAUCUUAGUGAGGAUUGUUAAACCAUCGCAGGAUGUUCACUCUUCCCAUUUAUAGUAAAAAAAAGUCCUGAAAGCUUUAAGUGAAAGUGCUGUGUGUCCUCACGAAUGCCCUUGACCUCAUCUCUCAUCUUCACUGGGUUCAUACGGCACGUUUAACUAUUUAUUCCCAAACGAUGUGUGAAAGCAGGAGAGAAAAAUCUAAAUGAUUCCGUCAUGUUGCACUAUUUGCUGGAUGAAACCUCAGGGACAGACGUGACUUCAUGCUGUUUAUUUCUCACAGGCUCAAGCUUCCUGUGUUUUUAGCCUUUUCUUAAAAAUGAUCUGAAUAUUAUGCAGAUUGUGAGCAUGUAUCAUAUCGCCGGUUUUUAAUGUCAUAUUAUCUUUUAUGCAUUAUGUGGUUGAGAAAACAUUUUCAAUUCAUUCCAUAAUCUCAGUUAGUUUCAUGAGUUUUGUUUGUGAAGUAAAGAGGUUACCGAAGUAUAUGUACAUAACCAUUUAUACUGUAAAAUAACACUGUUUUUGAAUCUGUAUUUAAAUUCGCUGCCUGUUUGUGAUCACUGACUUCUCAUCGUCAGUAAAAUGAUUAUUUACAAUCUGUGAUAUGAAAAGUAAACAAUAAACACCUGGUUUAAAACAGGUCAGUUCCUGGUCUGAC